AUGUCUUCUUCGGAUAAUGAAGUGUCAAGAUGGCACCCAAGACAUGUCAGAGAAAUAGCUGAGCUCUUGUCACCAAUGGUCUCACCUAACAAUGCUCACAUUUUUUCACCAGAGAACCCUCUUCUUGGCAUAGACCAAUGUAUGCACAUUUUUGGAAAAGCAGAUUCUGCCUACAGUUCUUUCUCAGGGAGCUCAAAUCUUCCAGACUUCUCUGGGUCAUUAGGCUCCAGUGAACAUGAUUUACUUCCUCUGAAGCAAGUGCCAUAUAUGGACUCAGGACACAUAGGAGGUAUUCGUAAUCCCAGUGUGGGAAAUGUUGAGCGUAGACAGAUGUAUGAAAACAAAAUGGUGAGAAAAUGCAACUACCGUAAGUUGGACAGUCCUGCACAUACCAAAUCAUUUGGGAACAAGCCGACACCUGGGAUGUUAUACCAAACUGCAUCACCAUUGGCCAGGCUUUCACCUCUGCUUUCUCCUUCACCAUCCCCAACAGCUCAAGUAGAUGACUAUAAAGCUAACAGAAGUGUGGAUGAAACUCAGGCUGGAAUCUGCUUUCGAAGUAAUGUUCAAGGAGAAACUUAUAUGCAAGAGGCCAGCCAAGUGCUUCCCUUGCACACCCUACAACAUUGCUGUAAUGACUGUUGGCUCUCAAUUUCUCAAAAUGAAAGUCCAGUAACAGAAAAGGGUGUUAUUUGGUAUCCUAGUAAACUGAACGCCACAAAGAAAAGUAGCACUACCUCUUCCACCAAGCAUUCUAUUCUUCAAGGACAGUUAAAAUCUGGCUCUCUGGCCAAGAAGACCCAGGAGAUGUUGACUGCUCAAAAUACAAUUCAUGCUUAUAAAAUUCCUGAGGGAAUGAGGGCUAAGCCUUCUCUUUCACUGCAGACCAGCCACAAACCUGUUAAUGAUCCACUGGAGAACAAACAGCAUUUGUAUGCCUGCAGUGUACACAAGCCACCCUUUGGAGAAGCAGAUUUGACGCGCACGGCUGCAAUACCCAGGAAACAGGAGGGGCCGCCUUACAGUGUUCUGGACCUGUUCAGAGUUGAUGAUUAUUCAGGUUUCGAUCACAGUAUAUCCAAGAGCAGUAAAACUUUAAAAUGCGCUGACAACUCUGUUCCUAAUAAAGCUACACCAGGAAUAAUUAAUGCCUAUGAAGAUAAGGACUGCACUCUCUGUUCUGAGGAAGAAAACAGCAGAAGCAUUUGGCAGCAACCUUUAAAAAUCCCGAAGCUGCCGUCUCAAGCUUUGGAUUCUACAGAAUCAUUUUCUAGUGAAAUUUACGAGACAUCAAGUUCAGUAUCUUAUUUCAACCAUGAUGCAGAAGAAGUUGCUUCUAAAUUAUUCAAUGGCCUUGGAAAAACAGAGCAGAAUACAGCCAGCAGCACCAACCUUUUAACAAAUCCUAGUCAAGAGGAAAUGCUCAAGCCUUUUGGUUUUCCCAAACUUCCCUUUUCAAAGGCUGAAAGUCAACCCCAGAAUGACUCGGCCAAUAUCAAGAUUAAUAGAAAGACGACUCCUUUGCUUUAUUAUCUUUCUGGUGGGAGAAAUUCCAGCUUUAUGAAUAAUAAAAAUCAGGGUCAAGAACAUGAAGACUUCGUGAUGAAAUCUCCAAGGAACAAUCAUCCAGGCUUGGCUGAAGCAAUAGAAAUACCAAAGGACAGUAACAGCUAUGUCGAUGAUACUGCCAACAAGAAUGAGGGCUCCUUGGAUGAAAAGUUCAAGAAUGACUACCGAGAAAAACUUAAAGUUGCCCAACAGAAGGUCCUGAGAGAAACAUCUUUUAAGAGAAAGGAUUUACAGAUGAGUUUGCCUAUUCGGCUAAAGGAGAAGCCCUCUUCAAGGCCAUCUAUUCAACACCUCAGGUCAUUGUCAUUAUCUAGUACAAAUGAGGACUCCAAAUUGAUUCCUCCACCCAAGCCACAGGAAACUAUUUAUCCAGAGGAGGAAUCAAAAAAGCCACAGACUGUCCGAAUUGGGGGAAGAAAAAGGGCAACCAAAGAACAAAAGAAGAUGUCCUAUUCUGAACCUGAUAAGCUCAACCAGUUGGAUGACCAGAGGGAUCAAAGUAUAUCAUGGGGACGUAAAAAUGCAAGGUCCCGGUCUGAUGAGAUUACCGGACAGGAUAUGAGGACAAUCAGAAGUAAGGCUCUGGAAAAUCAAGGCAGGGCUAUUUCAAAAGCUGAACUGAAGCAGUUACAGCACAAUGCACUUCUUGAGUACAUGGAACGAAAGAUUGGGCAGCAGCCUGCUGUUGCAAAGAACUGGUCCCAGCCAAAACUAUCUUCACAACUCAGAAUUUUGAGUUCAAAGAGGCUUCCAGAGGACACCACUUCCAAUCCUAGUACCACUAGAAAGUCACAGAAUAUGUUCUUUCCAUUCCCUGCUUCUGGGAGAAUUCAUGAACCACCUUCUGUCUUCCCUACGUCAACUUCUACAGCCACCACAACUGACAGAUGUAUUCUCAGGUCACUGGAGUUUGAGCUGCUGAAUUCUAAAGCACAGCCUGCUAUCAGUGAAGAAAGCUGUAACAGCAAAUAUGUACCAGCUCAAAGUUUUCUUCAUUCAGGUUCUGCUUCCAGCGAAGCCCGAGAGAGAUCCCAAUCAGUUCCUUCUCCCAUUCAGGAUUGCUACAGAUCUAUAGCUUUUUCAGCCUUGUCAUCUCAAGAUCAUGGAUAUUAUGCUGCACAUCACAGCUUCCCUGUGGCUGAGAAAGAAGAUUCUGGAGACAGUGAAGACAGUAAGAAAUCCAUAGAGAAUUCACACAGCCAAGAAAUUGAAUUGUCUUUGUUCUCCAAAGAAAAGAGUAAGAAUGCUCAGCUGAAGCAAGAAAUAAGUGAAAACUCUGAAGUGUUCAGUGUACCGGGGGAAACCCAGUGGCAGCAUAGGGAGGAAGAAGACACAUCAGGUCAUUCAGAAGACAUGACAGAUAAUUGCACAGCCCUGUUAGACAACGAAGGACCUAAACACUUGAGUCAACAAUUAGGAAAUUUAAAAGUUUUGCAGAAUGAAGAUGAGCAUCAGUUUUCAUUGCAAGAUACAGCUUUAUCCAUAGCUCAGUCAAAAUCUCAACAGGACCAAAAGUAUGACCAUCUUGCAGUUGAGGUUAUUGCUGAAGACAAAUCUCUGGUUGAUAUCCUCAUGUCUCAUCCCUCUAGAAAGACUGUUUAUGAUCUCAUGGAAGGCCUUUUCCCGGUGAACACUUCAGUGUCAAGAAAGUCUCACAGAAGGAAUUGGGAAAUUCAAUCUGCCCAAGCAAAUGACCAAAGAAGCAAUGAGUGUGGAACAGACCCAUAUCAUGGAACUAUGAAUGAUCUUGGACAAAGAGCAGAAGAUGACAUACUUCAUAUAAAUCAAAUCCUGAUUGAAAAUAGAGAAAGCCUUCUUGAUGUAGACAGAAUCACAUCUAAGAAAAAGCAGCUUAUUUCAAGCAUCCAGUCAACAUUGCAGACCCUUCAGGAUGAGAGGGAACUUAUCCAGUCAGAAGCUAUGGAGCAUGCUGCUCAUGGGAAGGUGCUGGAAUCCCUGGUACACGAUCUUUGUAAACCCAACGAGCAAGAGCGCUACCUGAUGUUCAUUGGUGAUUUGGAGAAAGUUGUGAACCUGCUGCUAUGCCUCUCCACCCGCCUUGCUCGGAUCCACAAUGCUAUGGGGAAAAUGGAUGAAAACACAGAUGCUGAGGAGAAACAAUCCUUAAAUGAGCGGCACCGACUUUUGUCCGGGCAGCAGGAAGAUGCAAAGGACUUGAAGGAGAACUUGGAUCGCAGAGAAAGGGUGGUGUCAGGCCUUCUUUCCAAAUACAUGACUAAGAAUCAGCUCCAGGACUACAAACUCUUUAUACAGGAGAAGAUAACUCUACUGAUCAAACAAAAGGACCUUGAGGAACACAUUAAAUUUCUUGAAGAGCAACUGGAGAGACUAGAGAAGAGUAUUCCUCCUUAAAACCCUAUUAUCUGCUUUCCAUAAUAUCUAUUAACAGAAGGGUCAUUUAAGAUGUGACCAAGGGAACGUUUUGAUUAUUUCAGGCUAGCCAUCACAAGAUCCCACCGCUGACAAAGGCUAAAUUGGCUCAAGCAUACAGUACAUUCUUUGAAGGAAAUGGCAAAGCCUUCACUGCAGAUAGCAGUUUUAAAAAAUCUUGAAAUGGUACAAUGGUACAAUGUGUGUUGCCUUUUCGUAAGGAGUUAAUGUGAUCCUCUCUUCUUUAUUGACUGCAGUCUGUUUUCAGACUGAUAUAAUAAUAAUAAUAAUAAUAAUUCCACAAAUAUAUUUUAUGCUAUAUUGAAUGUUCAUUAUUGCCUGCCCUUAAUUCUUUUUUUAUCCCAAACAUCAUCAAUAUCUCUUUCAUUGUUAUUUAGUUAUUGCCAGGUAUUAUGUUAAAAUCAUACAUUCUGUUCUUGGAGCCCUUUCAAUAAAAAAUGUUCAUUGGCUACAGAGAAUGCUAAUUUACAUUCUUAUUCUCAGGUAAUAAAUGCUUUAAGAUUGCAGCAUGGUCUGUGGCAGAGGCAAGGGCUGGUUUUCAUGUCAUACUAACCAUUGUUGGGUUUAUCAGCCUUUAUGGAAUAAGCCACCGUUAGUUGGCUUUGCCCAAUGUCCUAAGUGUUAACUAUAGUUACAUUAACCAUACAUCCUCUAUUAUAAAGGACAGUCCUUUAUUU
Molecule: messenger RNA, 4658 nt
Organism: Candoia aspera
Lineage: Eukaryota; Metazoa; Chordata; Lepidosauria; Squamata; Candoiidae
Gene: SHROOM1
Product: shroom family member 1
Exons: 6
Coding region: 1-3942 (1313 amino acids)
Biological process (GO): actin filament organization
Cellular component (GO): cortical actin cytoskeleton; apical plasma membrane; apical junction complex
Molecular function (GO): actin filament binding
Source: RefSeq, a predicted model, not a curated record